Equus quagga is the source of this 9488-nucleotide messenger RNA. RefSeq names its product ALF transcription elongation factor 1 (gene AFF1). The transcript is spliced from 20 exons. The record is from RefSeq and is a predicted model, not a curated record. Bases 526 to 4215 code for a protein of 1229 amino acids. Lineage: Eukaryota; Metazoa; Chordata; Mammalia; Perissodactyla; Equidae. Gene Ontology annotation, cellular component: super elongation complex; nucleus. Gene Ontology annotation, biological process: regulation of gene expression.
AGCCUGGGGCCCGGCCGGCCGGGCGCCGUGCCCAUUUAAGGAGGCGGGCCGUACCACCAGAACUUUCUUGACAGGGGGUGUUCGGGCGAACUCGGACAACUUGAAGUGAGCCCACGGACGCUUUCCUUUCCCUUCUAACGCUGGCCCCAGUGCUGGCGCCGCUCGGGGGCUGCGCGCGGGCGGGCUGUGCGCUUGGGCCCCGGCGGUCCCCCUUCCCCGAAGUCGCCCCGGGGGAGCUCGCUCGCCCCGGACGUGGACGCGACGGGCCCCGGGCCGGUCCAAAGUGUAGUUCGCCUGCAGAGGCCCGGGUGCCCGGAUGUCCAUCAGGAUUAGCGCGAGCCAAUACGGUGGGAGCCCGAGGCUGCGCGGAGGCCGCCGGCUCGGAGCAGGUAGCCCGGUGGCGCGGGGAGUCUCGCUGGGAGCCGUCCCCGCCCGGCCCCGGCCGAUGGUGAGCGCGGCGCGGCUGCAGGGCCGCGGGGCGAGGGCUCUGAUGGACUGAAGACCUGGAGCUGUACGCAGUGAAUUAUGGCAGCCCAGUCAAGCUUGUACAAUGAAGACAGAAACCUGCUUCGAAUUAGAGAGAAGGAAAGACGCAACCAGGAAGCUCACCAAGAGAAAGAGGCGUUUCCUGAAAAGAUCCCCCUGUUUGGAGAGCCCUACAAGACAGAAAAGGGCGACGAGCUAUCCAGUAGGAUACAGAACAUGUUAGGAAACUAUGAAGAAGUGAAGGAGCUCCUUAGUACCAAGUCCCACCCUCAUCGCUUGGAUGCUUCUGAAAACAGAUUGGGAAAGCCGAGGUAUCCUCUCUUUCCUGAGAAGGGGAGCAGCAUUCCAUCCCACUCCUUCCACACUAGUGUCCACCAUCAGCCUGUUAACACUCCUGCCUCUGGACCACUUCCUGUUGGUAACAUUAGUCACAAUCCAAAGAUGGCGCAGCCAAGAAUGGAACCAAUGCCAAGUCUCCAUGUCAAAAGCUAUGGCGCACCAGACAGCCAGCACCUGCCCCAAGAUCGCCUUGGUCAGGAGGCUUACGGCUCUACUCAUCACAAAAAAGGUGACCGCAGAGCUGAUGGAGACCACUGUGCUUCGAUGGCAGACUUGGCUCCAGAGAGGGAGCUUUCUCCCUUAUUCUCCUCUUUGCCUUCUCCAGUACCCCCCUUGUCACCUAUACAUUCCAGCCAGCAAGCUCUUCCCAGGACGCAAGGAAGCACCAAGGUUCACAGCAGUAACAAUAACAAUAAAGGCUACUGCCCGGCCAAAUCUCCCAAGGACCUGGCUGUCAAGGUCCGUGAUAAAGACCCCCCUCCAGACGGUUUAGUGGCAGUUGCCAGCCUUGGGGUAGCCCCUCCCCAGCCACCUUCUCAGACCUUUCCCCCACCCCCGCUCCCCUCGAAAAGCAUUGCAAUGCAGCAGAAGCCCACAGCUUAUGUCCGGCCCAUGGAUGGUCAAGAUCAGGCUCCUAGUGAGUCUCCUGAACUGAAGCCAUUGCCGGAGGACUACCGGCAACAGACCUUUGAAAAAACAGACUUAAAAGUGCCUGCCAAAGCCAAGCUCACCAAGCUGAAAAUGCCUUCUCAGUCAGUUGAGCAGACCUACUCCAAUGAAGCCCAUUGUGUUGAAGAGAUUCUGAAGGAAAUGACCCAUUCAUGGCCGCCUCCUUUGACAGCAAUACAUACGCCCAGUACAGCCGAGCCCUCCAAAUUUCCUUUUCCCACAAAGGAUUCUCAGCACAUUAGUUCUGCAACCCAAAACCAAAAACAAUAUGAUACAUCUUCAAAAACCCACACUAAUUCUCAGCAGGGAACGUCCAUGCUCGAAGAUGACCUUCAGCUCAGCGACAGUGAGGACAGUGACGGCGAACAAACCCCAGAGAAGCCUCCUUCCACCUCUGCACCUCCAAGUGCUCCACAGUCGCUUCCAGCAGCCUCGGCCUCAGCACAUUCCAGUAGUGCGGAGUCAGAGAGCACCAGUGACUCAGACAGCUCCUCGGACUCGGAGAGCGAGAGCAGCUCAAGUGACAGCGAAGAGAACGAGCCCCUAGAAGCUCCGGCUCCUGAGCCCGAGCCUCCUACAACAAACAAAUGGCAGCUGGACAACUGGCUGACCAAGGUCAGCCAGCCCGCGGCGCCCCCAGAGGCCCCGGGGGGCACAGAGCCCCCACCGCGCCACCUCGACGGUAAGGGCCAGGGCGGCGACGGCGGCGGCCCCGCCGGUCGCGAGCACUCGGACUCCAAAGAUCCGCCCCCUAAGAGCUCCAGCAGAGCCCCCCGGGUGCCUUCCGAAGGCCCCCACGCGGGCAAGAGGAGCUCUCAGAAGUCCCCUGCCCACCAGGAGCCCCCGCAGAGGCAAACUGUUGGAACCAAACAACCCAAAAAGGCGGGCAAGGCCUCCGGCCCGGCGGAGCCGCGGGCGGGCCUGCAGGUGGAGAGUGAGCCGGGCGCCCCUCCGCGCGGCCCCGCCGAACAGCCUGCCAAGGACAAGCCCAGGGUGAAGACGAAAGGGCGGCCCCGCGCCGCCGACGCCGGGGAGCCCCCCGAGCCCGCCGAGCCCAGGCCCGCGGCGCCCGCUGCCGGCGAGCGGAGGAAGCACAGGAGCGGCCCCGCGGGCCCUCCGAAGGUGCCGUCGGGCCCCGAGCCCCCGAAGGACCGCGUGGAGGCCAGGAGCCCCGAGCACUUCGCCCUCGUGCCCCUGGCGCAGAGCCAGGGCCCCCCCCGCGGCGGCGGCAGGACUAGUGGCUGUCGCCGCGCCGUGGUGGUCCAGGAGGAGCGCCGGAAGGACAAAGACAAGCUCCCGGUGCCUCUGCGGGACACCAGGCUGCUCUCCCCACUCAGGGACACUCCUGCCCCGCAGAGCCUGGUGGUGAAGAUCACCCUGGAGCUCCUCUCUCGGGUGCCGCCGCCGCCGGGGAAGGGGAGCCGCCCGAAGAAGCCAGAAGACAGACAGGCGCCGCCAGGGAAGAAGCUCGACGCCGAGAGGAGAAGCUCGGACAACUCGGGCAAGCUGGCCAAAAAGAGAAAGGGUGAAGCAGAAAGAGACCAUGAUAGCAAGAAAGUCAGACUGGAGAAAGAAAUCAAAUCACAGUCAUCAUCUUCAUCCUCCCACAAAGAAUCUUCUAAAACAAAAACACCCAGGCCCUCGUCUGAGCCCUCAAAGAAGGAAAUGCUUCCCCCUCAACUUGUGUCGUCCUCGUCCUCGUCCUCCCAGAAACCAGCCAAGCCUGCACAAAAGAGGCCGAGGCGGGAAGCAGAGCCCAGUGGCCAGGACCCUCCCAAAAGUGCCAGCAGUGCCAAGGGCAGCCAUAAAGACUCCUCCGUUCCCAAGCACAGAAAAGUAGAGGGCAAGGGCUCUGAAAGCUCCACAGAACACAAAGGAUCUUCUGGAGAUAUUGCAAAUCCUUUUCCAGUGCCUUCUUUGCCAAAUGGUAACUCUAAACCAGGGAAGCCUCAAAUGAAGUUUGACAAACAACAAGCAGAUUUUUAUAUGAAGGAGGCCAAAAAGUUGAAGAUCAAAGCAGAGACAACGACGGACAAGGUUGGGAAAGCUUUUAAGUAUGCGGAAGCGGCCUUGUCCCUUAUUGAGUGUGGGAUCGCCAUGGAGUCAGAAGGCCCAGCGGCAAAGUCAGCUUACUCGGUGUACUCGGAAACCGUCGACCUCAUUAAUUUCGUACUGUCACUAAAAUCCUUCUCGGAUGUCACAACACCAUUACCAGGGAAAAUAUUUGCUGUUUUAUGCAUGCGUUGCCAGUCCAUUUUGAACAUGGCGAUGUUUCGUUGUAAAAAAGAUACAGCAAUAAAGUAUUCUCGUACUCUUAAUGAACACUUCAAGAUUUCUUCCAAAGUUGCCCAGGCACCUUCUCCAUGCGUUGCAAGAAGCACAGGCACACCAUCCCCUCUCUCUCCAAUGCCUUCUCCUGCCAGCUCCAUAGGAUCCCAGUCAAGCGCCGGCAGUGUGGGGAGCAGCGGGAUGCCUGCCACCAUCAGUACCCCAGUCACCAUCCAAAACAUGACAUCUUCCUAUGUCACCAUUACUUCCCAUAUCCUUACCGCCUUUGAUCUUUGGGAACAGGCUGAGUUCCUGACAAGGAAUAAUAAAGAAUUUUUUGCUCAGCUCAGCACGAGUGAGCGUGCCUUGGCCCUCAACAGCAGCUUGGAGGACCUGGUGCGCUACACAAGACAGGGUUUUCAGCGGCUAAAACAAGUAACCAAAACACCUUAACGGAGGCCCACGUUGACUGGAUGCCUUGGGAACUUUUUUGCACAUUGGAAACCUCAAAAACAGUCCAGUCAUUUGUCUCAUCGGGACACCAAGAGAAGUAUCAUGAGAUGGCCAGGAUAUUUGUCCACUGAACUCUCAAGAACUAUGUGAUCAUUGGUUGGACAAGAUGGUUAUGCAGAAGCAGAAAUGAGCAGGCUGGCCUCAGAGAUGAUCUUGCCUUUCCUAACUAAAGGACGGAAGUGCAAUGUAGCCUAAAUGGGUGUAUGAAUGGUCUAGAAACAUUUCUGUAUUUUUUUAACCAGCAGUAUGCAGGAUGCAAGUUGCAAAUGAAAUGAGGAGAAGCAAUUUCAACUCUGAAAACAAAUUCACAUCAUCUCGUAGCCACACUAGUCCAUUCCCAGAAGGAAAUUUUUUUUAACAAUGAAUUUUGGUGUAGGGUUUUGUGGAUGAUUUUUUUUCUUUUAAGUUUGGGGAAAAUAUUUGUUUAAUAAAUUUAAAGGUUAUCUGUAAAACAUAAGUUGUAAAGGACUCCACUGUACCCCACUUUCUGCCAAUGAACAGUGGCUUUGAUAAUACCAAGUAUUGUCAUAAUUUAUAAAAUUGAAGGCAACCCCCCAUUGCCUGGAGUACGCACGUUCACCCCAGCUCUGAUUUCCCUGUUACUGUGGAAAGUCAGCUCAAGUCAGAGCAGUGGAGAGAGGAGCUCCAGCACACGGGGACGCCAUCUCGAAAUCUCCAUGUACUACGGAGGACGUGGCGCUGCCAUUUCCAACCCUGCAUCAGUGAAAGGCAGUCACCAUUGACUCUAUAUUCGGAAUUUUCUACCUUGGGGAAGAGGGAACCAACAUUUAUACAUGACCAGAUGGCUAAAGUGCUUUUUAAUUUUUGUUUAAGUAGAGCUGGAAUUUGAGGUGCUGAUCUGUGGUCUACAGCUAUGUGGUAACUCAUGUUGUCUAACCAACUCAGAGUUUUGUCAGUGAACAAAGAAAAUGAAAUCUACUUCUUAGAGAGGCUAUAUUUUUCUGCUACAAAUUAUUUUAUAUUUAUAGCAAAAGUAGACUUUCAGAACCCAUGAUUGUCUAGGGGAAAUGGACUCCCUGAGAGGGUGUGGAGAGUAUGGGGGUUAAUUAGACUGAAAAAAAAAAAAAAGUCACCACAUGCCUUCACUCCAGAGUGUUCUCAAUCAGAUUUGAUUAGAUUGAGGAGGAACUGUGGCCUUCCCACAAGCUGUUAUUGCCAUAUUAUGUACAUUAAACCAAGUUCAUUUUGAAUGACCUAAAAUGAAAGAACACAAUCAGAAUUCCCACAAGUCCGUAAGCACAGACUUCCUUUUUCAUUGAAACUUUGAAGGUUAUUAUUGGAAGCAUUAUUUUGAGUGCAGUGUUUUUAAAAGCCAACUCUUUUUAUCCCUUUUAGAAGUAGAAUUUGCACAUGUAUUAAAAUUGAGGAGUGAGUGUUCUCUCUACAACUGGCUUAUUUUUCUCCCUUCACCCCAUCCUGCCCCUCUACAUCUUGUGUCCUAGCGAGCAUGUUUGACAUUUUCGUAUUUAUUUAUUAGUGAAGAAGGGAGUGCCAUCUUUUUGAUAAUGAAGAGGUCAAAAGUCCAUAUGAUGAAUGUAAGAACUUGCCUGGUAAUUGGUGAAUAUAUAAAGGGAUGUGUAGAGGAUGGAAUGGAUGCUCAUAGCCUAAAUUGUUUGUGUGAAGCUGUUCCUUCGCUGUCUUUUCCAGCCUGGUCUUUGAUCAACGCUAGCUGGGGCAGAGGUCUCUUACCUCACGUUUAGGUUAAAGCUAGAGAAUUAGAACAGUAGUAGUUUCUGAGCAUAAGAACUUGAUGUGUGAUCUUGAUGGACUGAUUUCAUUUGAUAUUCUAAAGCAAAGCCAUGGUCCUUUUUAAACUACUCGUUUAAAAAGCAGCCUAUUGUUAAAUGAACAGUAAUUGCCCGGUAGGUUGUGUGCUUGUGGCAUUGUGUUGCCUAUCUCUUAUAUGUGGGAGACAAGACACCAGACAUCAGGAUUAUGUGAUGGUUUAACAUCUCCCCCCACCGCCCCGCCCCUCCUUCCCUUGGCUAUGCCUGCCCUCCCCUGCUCCCCCUCUGUACAAGCCACCUGCCAAUUUGGAGGGAUGUGUUCUUUAGGACAGGUUCUGAUCUGUGCAGAUUGUGCCAGAGUGUGUGUGCACACAUGCAUGCGUGUGUCCUAUCAGCGAGCCGCAGUGCUCCCUUGACUGAAGACAUUUCCAAGUCAGUUUCUCAGCCAAUUUCAAAAGAAGUGAUUGCUUUUUCAGUGGCCUUAUUCUUUGUGUGUGUGUGUUUUCCCGACCUUUAUAUUAAAAAUGUAUUUGUCCCUUGAAAAACUAAUGAAUUUGCAGAGAUCAGUUUGUACUGUUUUGAUCAUGGAAUACUUGUGAUUCUUACUGCAACAUGCAUUGUCGCUAAAAAAGAAUUGCUAGUGGUUGCUUUUUAAAUAGGGUCUGUAAGAGGGAGUGGCUGAUGAAUCCUUACUGUUCAUAAGGUCUUUUUGCUGUUACAGUUGUAUGUAGAAAUCUACAGGAUUUGUAAAGCGCGUGCACUUUUCACUGCAUGCUUAAAUUCCCAGAGGCAAAAUUUGUACUGAGGGAGAUAAUUGAAAGGACUAGAUUAUAAAAUUAAGCCUCUGAAUAUAUGAAGUUCUUAUAACAACAGUACCAGUACACAGUUCACAGACAAAUACAAAAUAUCUUGAGUGAAAAUUGAGUGUAAAAUCUUGCCUUUGGCACUACAGUUUCGUGUGUGCGUGUGUCUGUCUGUCCACUCUUCACUAGGAAAUGGAAGAACACUGUUUUACUUUUAAAAAUGUUGAAUGUUUCGGCCCUUUCUGGAUAUAAUUAAAAUGUGAAUCACUGAACUUGAGAUUUUAGCCAGACUGAGGGCCCUCCUAAACAAUGAAAAACACUUUACUGAAAUUUACCAAAUUCCACUGGGUUAAGAAGUAAAAACGUGGCCGCACGCUCCCCGUGGGGAGAGCAGGAGGGAGCAGCCAGCGUAGUAUGAGGACAAGAGCUACAGCAGGAGAGUGACUCAUCUGAUAUUAUGAUUUAAUCACAAUCGUGAACGGGAAAAGCCCCUGACUUUUUUGAACAAGAGGACCUUUAUCGUAGAGAUCUGUUCUGACCAAAACGUUCAGCUGUUUCCCCUAGACAAAUUGGAUCACACUUAUCUCCGUUGUUCUAUAUCCUUUAAUUCCAGAUCUCAGGAUGUUCAGAAGCUAACAAAUAUUUCUGGCUGAAAACUUGCCUUAAUUGGUCCCUUAAAUAUUAAUGUUAGUAGGAUCAGGAGCUUAACUAUUUUAUUAUGAUUCCUGUUAAAUAAUUUUUAGGAGCAAAAAGAAACCGUUGUGCCCUCCAAAAUGAACAAAACUCUUACCUCUGAUGUAUGAAAGGAGAUGCGUGUAUGUGCAUAUGUACACGCGCUCACACAGAGAAUAAGAGGCUGGUUGAAUUGGAUGUCUUUGUUGUGCCUGUGUUGACCAAACUUAAUUCUGCAUAACGCUCUGGCUUUAAGAGACGUUGUGUGGGUCUUGCACCUUUUGCUCUCCUGCUCCCUGAGGGUUGAGGUGUGUCUGAAGGUAAAUGAAUCAAACGAGGCUUGAUUCCUUACCUUCCACCACAGACUCUACUUUUUUCUUAAGGAUUUAUUUUCCCAGACACUACACAAAAUCUUUCAAAAACUCUGCCACUUUAUCCAUCACACGCUUUACCACUGAUGAACAGUCUUUAAAUCUUGCAAGAAGAUUUGGGCUUAUUUUAGAAACACAGAUGUGGAGAUGUGCUCACUGGGAGGUGAGUUAUGGGCUGUGGCUGUGGAGGGUGUCAGGGUUAUGGCGGUACUUGCUCCUUUUUUCUCUUUCUCUAGCGGGUUCCCUCUUUUGCUUUUCAUCCUAUUUACAAUUUAUGGCUGUAAGGUUUCUCCUGUGCCUUUUUCAUCUGUUGUCAUUUUGUUUGCGGGAGGUGGAGUGAUGAUGUUAGGGAUUUUCCUUCAAACGUUGCAAGUGGUAUUUCCACCAUAUGAACCUCAAAUAUGCAAUCCAGUUGUGUUGGUUUCUCGGUGACUGAGAAUGAAUUGUGACUACUGGCUGCAAUUGUACGUAUGAUGAGUUGACAAGCACCAUCUUCCACCUUUCUUAAGGUGGCUGUAAAUUUCCUGUUGUCCUGGGGGAAGUCACACUAUGUUUCACUGUGUGUCAGAUGUCGGCAGGUACUGUGAUGGGUAGAGAAGUGCCUGUAUUUCUCUACCCAAGAGGACAGGAAGGAAAUAUGACACCUCCCUGCGAGCCUAGAUAUUACUCGAUCAGCCUGGAAGGACAAGGGAAUAAGACCACUGACAGCGAGGCUGGCCAAGCUGCACUGGUCAGACCAGGCAGCGGCUGACCGAAGGAAGAUAAACUUGCUUUGCUUACAAGUAGAUGUUUAAGCGAUGCUUAACAUGGGCAGUAUUAACUUCGCCUUUUGUUCAGGCCAUCAACGUGUAUUGUUAAAAUUACUGCACACCCCCCUCAGAUAGCAAGUAUACACUGUUCAUGGUGUGUGUGUGUGUUUGUGUGUGUGUGUGUUUAUACGCGUGUGUCCCAAAUCUUGUUUUAAUUUUUUCUUUUUCUGAAUGUGAUCGUGUUUUGGAUGAUACCUGAGCAGGGUUGCCUUUUUUUUAUUUAUUACCAUUAUAUAUUAUAUUAUAUUAUAUAUUUUUUGCUUUCUUAUAACUUUAGAAGAAAGUCAAAUCUUGGUAUUAUUAAAAUUGUUUAAAAGAAUAAAUCGUCCAGUUGAUAAAUGAAGAUCACUGGUCUAUCUCUAAAACAAUGAGUUUUCUUUCUUGUGGAAUAACGUGCCAGCUGUCUAGUCCACACGAUGACUUUGUCUGUAGGCUAGGAAAGAAGUGAUGCUCUCGAUGGGAUGAUGAGCAACACAAGUCAGGGGGACUCCAUGGGUUUAUCUACUUCAGCGAUGGAACUGCAACUUGGGGCUUUGUGAAUAAAAUUUAGCUGCCUUGUAUAGUCCUUUGAAAGACAUAUGUGAUCUGUGAGAAUUAUAGUUUGUUUUCUCUUUUUAGAAGAAAAAUUUGCAAAAGAUCUUUCCAAAGAUAAUGUGCCACAGAUCUUUUGUUUGUUCUUCUCUGUAAUGAGGAUUAAUUGCUGUUAAAACACAUGUAAUUGACUUGUUCAUCUUCAAAUUCUUUCCUUUUCACAAGAGGAUUGAGCUGUAAAAAAAAAAAAAAUUAAUAAAAAUGUAGAGAAAUCACUGA